Drosophila willistoni is the source of this 1238-nucleotide messenger RNA. RefSeq names its product actin-related protein 1 (gene Arp1). NCBI's taxonomy places the organism in Eukaryota, Metazoa, Arthropoda, Insecta, Diptera, Drosophilidae. The coding region runs from base 62 to 1192 and encodes 376 amino acids. The record is from RefSeq and is a predicted model, not a curated record. The transcript has 6 exons.
GAAGGGUCACACUUGGAUAGUAAAUUAGUUAAAUUUGCAAACUUUUUUAUAAACGCACAAAAUGGAGCCUUAUGAUGUCGUGGUUAACCAACCUGUGGUCAUAGAUAACGGCUCUGGUGUUAUCAAGGCCGGCUUUGCUGGCGAGCACAUUCCAAAAUGUCGGUUUCCCAACUACAUUGGCAGACCCAAGCAUGUUCGGGUGAUGGCUGGUGCCUUGGAGGGGGACAUAUUUGUCGGACCCAAGGCGGAAGAGCAUCGCGGGCUACUCAGCAUCAGAUAUCCCAUGGAGCAUGGCAUUGUGACGGACUGGAAUGAUAUGGAGAGAAUAUGGAGCUACAUUUAUAGCAAAGAACAAUUGGCCACCUUCACAGAAGAUCAUCCUGUGCUGCUAACAGAGGCGCCGCUAAAUCCUCGCCGUAAUCGAGAGAAGGCAGCCGAAUUUUUCUUCGAAGGCAUCAAUGCUCCUGCCCUCUUCGUGUCCAUGCAGGCCGUGCUCAGUCUCUAUGCCACUGGUCGCGUUACUGGAGUGGUACUCGACUCCGGCGACGGUGUGACGCAUGCAGUUCCCAUCUAUGAGGGAUUCGCCAUGCCUCACAGUAUUAUGCGGGUGGACAUAGCUGGUCGGGAUGUCACCCGCUACCUCAAAACACUUCUGCGGCGCGAGGGUUUCAAUUUCAGAUCAACAGCUGAAUUUGAAAUUGUGCGUUCUAUCAAGGAGAAAGUCUGCUAUCUGGCCACAAAUCCGCAAAAGGAGGAAACUGUGGAAACGGAAAAGUUUGCCUACAAACUACCCGACGGCAAGACCUUCGAAGUGGGACAGGCUCGCUUCCGGGCUCCAGAAGUUCUCUUCCGCCCCGAUUUGCUGGGCGAAGAAUGCGAAGGCAUACACGACGUGCUAAUGUACUCCAUUGAAAAGUCGGAUAUGGAUCUGAGAAAAAUGCUCUAUCAGAAUAUUGUGUUGUCUGGUGGUUCCACACUAUUCAAAGGUUUCGGUGAUCGACUGCUGUCUGAGUUGAGGAAACAUUCGGCCAAGGAUCUAAAGAUCAGAAUUGCCGCUCCACAGGAACGACUCUACUCCACGUGGAUGGGCGGAUCCAUUCUGGCCUCGCUUGAUACAUUCAAGAAAAUGUGGAUCUCUAAACGCGAGUACGAGGAGGAGGGCCAACGUGCCGUGCAUAGAAAGACUUUUUAGUUUGUUUAUCGACUUAAACGCUAUUAAAAAUUCUUCGCUAACUACA